UUUCUUUCUCUCUCUUUAAUGGAGUUCCUCACUAUACUUUAUGUUGUUACAAUGUUGUACUUAUGUUUUAUGAUCUGGAAGUUGUUUGAUCAGAGAAGGGACCAAGAGUGUUACAUAUUGGACUACGAAUGCUACAAACCAAGCGAUGAUAGAAAGCUUGGAACUGAUUGUUGCGGUAAGAUCAUAGGAAGGAACGAGAAGUUGGGUCUGAAUGAGUACAAGUUCCUCCUCAAAGCCAUUGUUAGCUCAGGCAUUGGGGAGGAAACUUAUGCCCCAAGAAACGUGAUUGAAGGUCGUGAGGCAAAUCCAACAUUGAAGGAUGGGAUCACAGAGAUGGAGGAGUUUUUCCAAGACAGCAUUACGAAGCUUCUAGCAAAGACAGGCAUUUCUUCCUCACAGAUCGAUGUACUUGUGGUAAAUGUUUCUAUGUUCUCUACUCUUCCUUCCUUAACUUCUCGAAUCAUUAACCAUUACAAAAUGAGGCAGGACAUAAAGUCUUUUAAUCUCACUGGGAUGGGUUGCAGUGCUAGCCUUAUUUCUUUGGACAUUAUUAGGAGCAUUUUUAAGUCCCAAAAGAACAAGUGUGCUCUUUUGGUGACUUCUGAGUCUCUCAGUCCAAAUUGGUAUUCUGGCAAUGACAGAUCAAUGAUUCUUGCCAAUUGUUUGUUCCGGGCUGGUGGCUGUGUCAUUCUUCUGACAAAUAAAAGGUCCUUAAAGCACAGAGCUAUCUUGAGAUUAAAGUGCUUGGUGAGGACUCAUCAUGGGGCUAGAGAAGAUGCCUUUAGUUGUUGCAAUCAAAAGGAAGAUGAACAGGGUAGGCUUGGUUUUUACCUUGGUAAAAAUCUUCCCAAGGCAGCUACAAGGGCUUUUGUUGAUAAUUUAAGGGUGUUAUCACCCAAGGUUUUGCCAACUAGGGAGUUGCUGAGGUUCAUGAUUGUGUCCCUUAUAAAAAAGCUGAAGAAAAAUAGUUCCCCUAAGUCUGCCAGUGUGGGAUUUACCAAAUCCCCAUUGAACUUCAAGACUGGAGUUGAUCAUUUUUGCCUCCACCCAGGAGGAAAGGCUGUUAUUGAUGGCAUUGGAUUGAGCUUGGAUCUAUGUGAAUAUGAUCUUGAACCAGCUAGAAUGACACUGCACCGUUUUGGGAACACAUCAGCUAGUAGCCUAUGGUAUGUGCUAGGGUAUAUGGAGGCUAAGAAGAGGCUCAAAAAGGGUGACAGAGUCUUGAUGAUAAGUUUUGGUGCUGGCUUUAAAUGCAACAGCUGUUUGUGGGAGGUAAUGGGGGAUCUGGGGGAUAGAAAUGCCUGGGACGAUUGCAUUGAUAACUAUCCACCAGAGUCCUUGGCCAACCCUUUUAUGGAGAAGUUCGGUUGGAUCAACAAUGUUGAGGAUGCAAGCACCUUCAAAAUUUCAGAUUUUCUCAAGUAAGG
This is a messenger RNA of Gastrolobium bilobum, 1427 nucleotides long. Its product is annotated as 3-ketoacyl-CoA synthase 12-like. The record is from RefSeq and is a predicted model, not a curated record. The transcript has a single exon. Lineage: Eukaryota; Viridiplantae; Streptophyta; Magnoliopsida; Fabales; Fabaceae. Bases 19 to 1425 code for a protein of 468 amino acids. Gene Ontology annotation, cellular component: membrane. Gene Ontology annotation, biological process: fatty acid biosynthetic process. Gene Ontology annotation, molecular function: acyltransferase activity, transferring groups other than amino-acyl groups.